Chiloscyllium plagiosum (whitespotted bambooshark) is the source of this 10222-nucleotide messenger RNA. It is a transcript of the gene smcr8a, whose product is annotated as Smith-Magenis syndrome chromosome region, candidate 8a. The record is from RefSeq and is a predicted model, not a curated record. Gene Ontology annotation, cellular component: guanyl-nucleotide exchange factor complex. Gene Ontology annotation, molecular function: GTPase activator activity. Lineage: Eukaryota; Metazoa; Chordata; Chondrichthyes; Orectolobiformes; Hemiscylliidae.
CAAAAUGGUGGUGUGUGUGGAGGUGGUGGCGUUGCUAAGGGGGCUGCUCUUUCUGUAUGCUUUACAUGCUCGAUUUGGGAAAGUGGAAAUAUGAUCACUGCUCCUGAUGUUGUGGCUCUUACCCAUGAAGAUGAGUACGGGGAACAGUAUAAUGAUGAUUCGAUGCCCCCUUUCCAAUUUCAAUCUGAAAAUCCCUGGUCCAAGACGGCCACGGCUAAAUUCGAGAAGGAUUUCAUUCUGAUUUCCGAGUUUUCCGAGCAGGUAGGCCCUCAGCCUUUGUUAACCAUCCCAGACAAUGCCCGCGGUAACUUUGAUCUCAACUAUUUCUCUCUCAGGAUCAUGUCUGUGGAUUAUCAAGCCUCCUUUGUCGGUCACCCCCCUGGUACCAGCUAUCCCAAGCUCAAUUUUGUCGAGGACUCCAAGGUGGUUCUCGGGGACUCCAAGGAAGGGGCUUUCGCCUACGUCCAUCAUUUGACUCUGUAUGAUUUGGAGGCUAGAGGGUUUGUAAGGCCAUUCUGUGUGGCUUACAUUUCUGCUGAUGAAAACAAGAUUAUGCAGCAGUUCCAGGAGCUAUCAGAUGAUUUUUCUAAAGCCUCGGAGUGUUUGAAAACUGGAAAUAGGAAGGCGUUUGCCAGUGAACUGGAAAAGAAACUUCAGGAUUUAGAGUACACACGAAAUGUGCUACACAAUGAAACAGAAAUCCAGAAACGAUCUAAUGAUAAAGGAUAUUACUCGUCUGUAGCAAUUGAAAAAGCCAAUGAAUUAGCCAAUGUGGAAAAGUGUAUAAUCGAACAUCAAGAUCUCUUAAUGCAAAUAAGAACUUACUCUCACAAAAAAACACAAGAUGCAGACUAUUUUUCCUAUGAACCUGAAUAUGGCAUGGAACAAUCUGAUGUUGGUUUGGAACAACUGUCAAACACUGAUGAAUUGUGUGAAAAAAAUAGCUUUUCUGAUAGAAGAUCUUACACACCCAAGUUCACAAGAGCUAAAUCGGCAAAAUGUUUUGAAAAAAAGUUGAAAACCUUAGAAGAACUUUGUGAUAGUUACUUUUUUAAUCAGACUCUGGAACAGCUUAAGCAGGUAGAGAAAUUCUUCAGAGGUGAUGUAUGCUAUUUGAUUACCAGUCAGAUUGAAAAAAAGCUGCUUCAACAUCAGCGGUUAACCUCCUUUCUAUUUGAAGACCCACUACUCUUCACUGAUGUAGAACAAACUGAAAAGCAACAACGCAGUGAUAAACUGCUUCCAGCUUUUAACAUUCUCAGUCCCAAGCUUUUAGUACACCCCUGCUUAUCAAAUGAAGCCACAAGCUUUGAAUCAUACAAGUCUUGUGUGGAGUCUGUGCCUAUUAAAUUGGAUCAGCAAGUCAAUGCAGAGAGUUACCAUGGGACAAUUGCAGAAUCUAUACCAUGUAAAAAUCCUCUAGCAUCUUCAGACUAUCUUGAAUUGGAAGGGAAAGAAAAAGGAAGUAUUAGUAGUGGUGAAAGCAUUGAAGUGCUCGGUACAGAAAAAUCCUGCCCAGCCCCAGUAUUUUCUAAGUCUGAGAGCCAAACAAACCUGCAAUGCCAACAUCCAGAAACUGGAAGGAGGAAAUUUGUAGUCACCAAGCGUACAAACAGUGAGGACAGCAUUGAAGUCCUCAGUACUACUGAAGCCCUGAUACCUGAAGAUUUCAAGGCCACCUACCCGAGUGCAAUAUAUGAAGAACCAGCUUUAGACAAUGAAGAAGAGAAACAGCUGAGCACUGAUCUUAUGCAGCCUGAUGCAAACCUGGACCACGGUAAUAGCUUCAGCAAGGCAGAUUUUGAAAAUACUAUAACUCUGCCUGUUUUACCUGAGGCUGUAGACUCUACUUGUUGUAUUGGGAAAGAGAGCCCCAGUUUUACUAAAUCAGUACCUACAUUUGUAACAGAAGAAUAUAAUGGAGUAGUCAAUGUUCCACCACAACGCAGUAAAACCAUGGAUCAAAUAUUCCACAGUGAUUUAUCACAGCAAGUUGAGGGAAAUGGAUUAUAUUGUGCUGAUGAUAGAGUAUUAUCUAACUGUGAAAAGCAGUACAAUGAUGUACCUGGCUUUGGAGAAACAGCUCAAAUUCCAGCUGAUGAGUAUUUGGAUAACAUGAGUUAUAUGAGUGCAUCAUUAUAUUCUGACAGGACUCCAUCUCCAGCCUUAUCAAACUGUCCAACAAAGAGACUUUCUGGAAAGCACAAGAAGCAGUCUGGGAAGAAUUCGCUGUGGUUUAUAAGACAAUAUUCUUUUGCACAACAGGCAAUUUUUUCUUUAUUGUCUGGCCGGACUCUUGUAAUAGUGGGUGAGCAAGAAGGAAAAGUCAAAAAGCUUGUCAAUGCUUUGUCAACAUUUGUCCCCCAUUGUGGCAGGGAUUCAGACUCUAUAAAGCAAUGGGUAACAUUUCCUUUGCAGAUCAACCAUUUACAGACCUGGAAACUCAUAGGACUUCAGAGAACAGCUUCUCCUCUGGGUACCAGUAUUUUGCACUCCUUGAAUCGGUACAGUCGCUACAUCAGCAUACUAGACUGUGACAACAAAACUCUGCGUUGCCCACAAUAUAAAGGACAGCUAAUCACCAGGCUGGCAGACCACAGGACUCAGAUAAAGCGGGGCAGCACAUAUUACAUGCAUGUCCACAAUAUGUUGACCCAACUGUGUUCCCAAGCGUUUCUCUACGCUUUCUGUCAUCAUCUGCACCUUCCCAUUGAUGAAAGAGAAACCGAAGAAUUAGUCACAUAUCGAAGGGUAAACUUUUUAAAGCACCACCUGGGCUUGACGAAUGAUGAUAGCAAGAUUGUACAAUACUUUGCAGAAUUGAUAAAGAUGCACUACCUACAUGAACCUGGAAAGGGCUUAAAUCCAGUUCUACGAUUUAACUACACCUCCAGUGGUGUGUUUAAGAUCUAGUUCUGCCACAUUCUCCAUUCAAUGCCGACAUUUUAAUUUGUACUUUGAUUACAGAGAAGCAUGAUCUAUUUCUGUUGGUUUUUCUUACAUUGCUGUACUGUCAUCUGCAUUGUGAAAAUUCAUCAGUCUGGCUAUGGCAGAUAAAGAAAGGUUCACCGUUUUCUAUUUGGUGUUUUAGUGAUGAGAUUAUAUAGUGCAUUUACAAAUCUGGUAAGCUGAAGUUUUUUUCAACCCAGUGUCCCAAGCUGUAUUUUUAAAACGUAGCAAGCUUGAGGAAGAAAAUCUCAGAUGAUGUAAUACACUGAGGGGAAUGGCAUGCUGCAGUUUCCUGAGUCCUAGAUUAAAUAAGAACCAAUAGUUUUGAAACUUGCUGUCUAAGUCUUUAGAUGUAUUCAUCAACAUAUUGAGUGAACAGGAAAAUUGAAUUCCAGGUCAAGGUGUUACUAACUGUAGUUCAGAUAAAGCACUACACCAAAUGGAGCUCUGAAACUGAAUAUCACUCUGUCAGAGGCCUCUGAGAUGUACUGGCUUGAGAUUGACAGAGCUGCUGGGUGAAUUUUAGGAGUCAAGCACAUGACAAAUAGUGGCUAAACUUUCAGAACAAUAUUCAACCUGUCUAUCAGAUUGUGUUUUGAAGAUUUUGCCGAGGAGGGGGGCUUGGAGGAGUAUACUGCCAGUUUGCCAAGUCAGCUGUAACUGAACAACAGUGACUUUGAACUGCCAAAUGUGACCUCUAGAUUAUAGUUGAGGUGUUGGUUGUGUUGAAGCAGUAGCAUAAUAACAAGAUUGUCUGUUGUUCUCCAGUAUAAAAUGUGAAAAAUAACUCUGUUAUAGUCCUGGAAAUAAAUUUAGCUUUUUUAAUAGGAUGUGGUAGAUUCCAUGUCUGAUACAAGGGUAAAGUGAUAAGGUUAAAUACCUCAUAGUAUUAUGGCAGUAGAUGCUUUUUCAUGAUGCAUGAUUUUAUGAUUGUUCAUUCAUUGUUGUCAACAAAUAUGAUCGAAAUCUCCUAAUCUUGUCUCCAGUAGCUUACACUGUGCCUGGAUCUGUAUGUAAUCUGCAUGCUGCCAGUAUGUGAGCAGAUCUCAUUCUGGAUUUGCAAUGCCAGCACCUGGCCAAGUUUCGCCAAUGGUAAAUGCUUAUUUAUUAGCAGCCCAUUCUUAGGAAUGGCAAGGAGAUAGAAUAGAAAUAAACUUAUUAACAUGUAAAUGUAAAGUUAGCCCAGCCACUUGAUUCAAUCCAGAGUGUUGCAAUACCCAUUUUUCUCCAUCAGCACUUUGAUUAGUUUCAGAGGGAAAUGAAAUGCUGCAUUGGGUUUGCAAAAGAUUUGCAUUUAAAAUGAAAAAUAGCUGUUUGUUUAGUUUUGUCAAUGGUUUCAUUCAACAUUUCAAUUGGGGGUGAAAAGUGCUCCAUUUCAAGAUGUGGUCACAUUGUAUAAAUGGAGGUUUUCACUUUGUUCAUUUGAAUACGCUAAGUGGAUGCCUCUAUAUACGGUGUUAUAAUGUUGGCUAAUUAGAGAAAAAGUUCUGGUUUGCUCUUCUAUUCCUUCAAGUAGAAUGAUUGAGGGCUGUGUACAGAUAUUUUUGCCCUCAUACUCGGGAAUGGCAUGCAACAAAUAUGGUCCUGAAAAGAAAAGAAGGAAAAUAAUGCUGCAUCGUUUUGCAUUCCAAAAAAUAAAGAAAAACCCUAAUCACAUUGACAGUAUGACUGACUAAUACAAAUCCCAAGUCUUUGAUCUGACUAGGCUGCCACAAACUGAAAUAAUACAACCCCCCCCCCCCCAUUAUUCCUUUUUAUGUAGAUCCAACAACCAAGAAAAGAGAAUUUUAGUAUCUACUUGGAUUUCAAAAGCAUUUUUGGAUCGUGUCCAAAUUUUGACUACUCAGCAGUUUCACAUUUUCAGAUCCUGUUUUGUUUGCUUGUUGCUCAGAUAAUACAGCACUUUAAGAAAGCUUGCAUGCAAAGCGUCCCUCAAAAGGGUUUCAGCAGAAUGCAAGCUGUUGUGAAAUAUAAUGUCAUGAAACUUAGCACCUUAACUUGGUUAUCAUGGUUAAAAAUGAACAGCCUACUCCAUUUUCCUUUUCCAGAUUCAACCAGAAGAAUGCUAGCUUUAUUAUUAAUUAUCUUCUGUCUCUGAAGUAUUUCAAUUGACUGUUUAAAUAUAAAAGUUUCAAACCUAAUAGGACAAUUAUUGCAUUGUUUUUAUUAAUUCUGUUCACAGGAAACAUAACUGAAAUAUCAGGUGCAUUUUGGACAUGUAGACUUUUUUUAUCACAGUUAACUAUAGACAAUCUCCUUUUCACUUUCACAAUGCCAGUCUUGCAGUCAAAUAUUAUUGCACACUAUAUGGGUGGUUAAAUAUGAACAAUUCCAACCAAAGAAUUUUCAUUUAUUAUCAUUUAGAAAACCUUGUGUUUUUUGUCUUAUUUUUCCCCUAUAGCUUCAUUUUGUUUCUCUCAAAGGCAGUUCAGGUCAUGCUUGACUGUUUGCUUAAUGAUCUUCCUUUUCAUCCUUUUUGUAGCCCACUCUUCAGUUGUGAAAAUAAGUAAUACGCACUGUCAGUCAAGAAUUGAGAAUAUGACAGCCAUGUCUGAACCUAUUCACACAAUAUGUAUUUGCCAGAAUAGUAAUUUAAAGGAAUCUCAACUGGUAACUUCCCUCCCAAUUCCAGUAGUAUUCAUGUCACUGCUGCCCUGGCUCAGAUUUAUUAACUUGGCACAUUCACAGGAUUGAAUCAAAGACCUUGUGAACCAUCUCAAUUGUUAGUGUAUUUUAAAGUUUUUAGUUCUGGCAUCCCGUAAUGCAAGUACAAAAUUGAGUUUUGUAAACUGGGUGACAUUGAGGAAAGGCAAGGAUUACAAUCCACUUCAAGACUCCCUGUCCAAUUAAAAAAAUUAGACUUUUUGAUGCAUUCAAAGUGUCAAGUUCUUUAAUUUCUGCAGCUUUUAUGUAUCUUUGUCUUAAUGUGGUGGCUGUACAAGUUUAAACCCCAAUCCAGAGGUGUCUAAUCUAAACUUCAUUACUAUAGUAGGUGCUGUGACAUGAUUGACAUGAUCAUGAAAUGAUGUCUGCCUUUCCAGCUGGAGAGCAGUUUUACUACCCUAGCCAACAUUUUAUCUUUCCAAUUAACAUCAAUAAAAGAGAUUACAUUCUCAUUGGUGUUUUCAGAACCUUGCUGUGCAGAGUCUGUUUUUCUGUAAGUGACUACACUUGAUAAGAUUGAACUGACUGUUGAACAUUGACACAUCCUGAGCUUGUAAAAGAUUCUGUAAAUAUAAAUUCUUCCUGUCACUGAGCAUUGAGUAAUGUCCCUCGGUAUCUGCAACAUUUGGGUAAUUCUAACAGUGUGCUGCAGGUGAGCAUUCUUUUCUGGAGGUCGAUAUCCUUAAGCUCUACUUUUACACUCUCUUCCUAUUUCCCUCCACCACCCAACCCAAAAAUACUCAAGCCUCUGAAUAAUAUAUUUUACCUACAAUGUUUCCUUUAUGAAAAUGUUCAAAAAAGUUGACCUUGCUUACUCACCUCUCCACUGAAACUAUUUUCUAAAAGAAAAUUGAGGUUUUUAUUAAUUUAUUGAUCCAUAUUUUAAUUCCCUUUCUCGUUAUAUUUAAGGAUGCACACUUGUUGGUUGCAGCCCUGUUUUGAGGAUUUGCCUGAGUAUUCAGACAUUGUUGUUCUGGCAAGAUGUUCAUUGAGGAAAAAUACUUCUGGAGUUUGGAGAUGUGCAACUGUUUCAAGCAAUUUAUGUAGGAUUGUCAAGAGUCAGAAUCCAGUUUUCCUAAUCACAACAUAGUUCUGAGAUGACAUCAUAAUAGUCCCUUAGUUUACACUCCAUGUACUUCGGAAUUACCUAGAAUAAUGUGCUCUAACAUUUUCAUAGUGCAACAUUAACUUGCACACAACAUUUUAGAAAGAGAAUUUGAAGAUGAAAUGGAACCUAUGUUUGAGAUCUCUCUGUCAUCUUGUCCUGGAGGCAUUUAUUUUUUAUUGGUUUAGGAGCUAUUGGUGCUUUCUGCAACUUCUCAGCUGUAUGUGAGCAAACUGAGAGUUGAAGCAUGAUACCUAGGUAUUAUCUGCCUCUGGUUUAGCAUAUCUCCCAGUCAGGAUCAUUAAUAUGCAGUUGGAAAUAGGAGUUCUCACCAGCACAGGAAUGUUAGUUCUGUUACUUUGUCAAUUCUCUCAAGUGGUGUGGAAAUAUGAGAUUAUUAAAAAUUGAUAUUAUUUAAUUAGACAUCUUCCUUUGUUUUGAGAAUUUAUUUUGUGUUCUGGAGCUGUGCAUUCUUUUUUUGUUGUUCCAAUGUCUGGAAUCUUCCAUUGCUGCUGAAUCCUUUCUAUACUACAAUAUAUAAUUUAUUACUUUGUCUUAUUUUCUUGUUUCCUAGUUCACCUUUUUAAAAAGUGAUAGAAAUUAAUAAAUUGCAUUUGAGCGAGCAGACCAUGCACCACCUGAUAAAUCAUGUAACUGUAUAAUCUGGCUGAGUACAAACCCUUUUGAGAUUCAUUAAAUUUAUUUGAAGUGCUGCAUUUUUGAUGCUGGUUAAUUCAUUUGAAUCUAAAUUUAAAAGCCCAAUGAAUGCAUUGAACAUUUCUAUAUCCAAUUUCUGUCAAAUCUGUUGGCUUACUGAGGAUUUGCUCUAAAUGUCUGGCAACAGCUAUAAUGCAAAAUGUGUAACUGCUCUGAAAGGAAGGGCUCAUGCCCGAAACGUCGAUUCUCCUGUUCCUUGGAUGCUGCCUGACCUGCUGUGCUUUUCCAGCAACACAUUUUCAGUAACUGCUCUGAAAGGCUGGCAUAUGAGUGAAUAGAAAGCAUCUAUUUGCUGAGCACAUUAACAUCCUACUAAACAAUGCAUGUUAACCAGCAUGGUGUAACAGAACUGACAGUUAAACUUGGCUCAGCACUAUACAAUUUUGCAUUGCUACAGUCUGAAAACAAAGUGUAUAAUUUUAAAAAGUACAUUUAAAGAUACCAUGGGUUUCUGUCAAAACUUAUUUUAGAAAGAAAAAUGUUUUUUUAGAAACAUUGUAAAUACAGUUGUUUGCACUAAUGCAUUGAUUGCCUUCUUAGCCCAACUCAGAACAACUUAAUGUAACUACCAUACAAAAAGCUCAUGUGUGACAUAAUCAGUCACUUAAGUAGUUAAUUACAACUUUUAUUUUAGUACAGGGGGUGAUUUGUUGAUUGAAUUGCGUUUUAUGUUUAUUUUUCUAAUACUUACCACCAGAAAUAUCAAUUUUCCUGGACACAAAGAUCAGUAAGUGGGAGCAGAAACCUUUUGGGUAUAUACAAAUCCAUGGUACUGAUGCAACUGAGCCAGGAGAAACUUGCCUACUGCAUUUUCCUGGGACAAUACUUAAGUGAGCAGCAUUCCAGAACAGAAAACUCAUGGUCAUGAAAAAGAGCAACUCAGUGUGAGUGCACUGAUCCAGCCUGUGGCAAAGAGAUAUAGAAAAUAUCCCAUUUCUUUUUAAAUAGCCUUUAGAGAUCUUUUGUCUUAGCAAGCCUUGGGAAUAGUCCAUUCAAUCUGCUAACGGUCAAAAGCAAUAUUAGACAAUGGAAGUAAUGUCUAAUGUGUAAGUCUGUGAGAUGCCCAAAUUGUGUCCAAAGCUGAGGUAGUACUAGAUUAUUUUCCAUUCUUUGAAUUUAUGUGGUGUAGUCCAACAUCAGUCGGCAUUGAAAGGUAACUUCUCCUGAAACACAAGUUCUCAGCCAGCUUAGACGUGUCUGGAUGCUAUUACUUACAGUAAUCAUUGCAUGCAGAAGCAUGAUAUUUUCAUUUGUUGAACAAUGUGAAUGUAAUUUGAAUUUUACCUUGUGUCCAGUAGCUGGUCAAAGAUGGCUGAAAUCUGUUUACAUAUGGGCAUAAACACCUCUGUAACUGUAUGAAUAGUAGUCAAUGUGCAUGAAGAAUCACUAGCUAAUAUGGGUUCCUUUUCCAGGGAUAGAAUGUAACAGUCUGAUUUUAUUUUAUUUCUGAAUUUUUUUCUAAUUGGCAAUUUGAGGAGACCAUCAGUCAUAUAUUUGAAACUGUAAUUAUGUUGUAUCAAACUGGACUCUGUUCCUUUUAACCCCAUCCUUUAAUUCCUUAUAUAUUUAAAAGGUACUUAGUAUUGUAAAUAAAAGUUAAAACAGAAAAUGCUGGAAAUACUCAGCAGGUCAGGGAACAUCUGUGAAGAAAGGAACAGUUGUAAUUUCAGUUUUACCUUUCAUCUGAACCUACUUAUAGAUAUGAAAUAUAAAGAUGAUUUGAUUUUUGCUAUUUGAAUUACUAUGUGGUUAUCACUGCAAUGUAUAUUUCAAUUUUAGAUUUGUAUUCAGCUGCUUGCAUUUUUAUUUUAUUUCUGGCCUCAUCUGUCAUACAUCUAGCUCUGGCUUCGAUUCUACACUCUUUCUCUCCUUAACUUGUAAUGUUACUCACUCUAAAUGAGUUGCAUUUUCCCCAGGCCCAAAAGUUCAACAAACCUUGCCAGCUGUCCAACACAACUGCUAGCCACUGAUUAUAGACCUCCCUCAUCAAUUUCUGAAUUCCAGCUGUCGUGACUUUGCUUUGCUGUCUAAUCAAGUGGGAGUUUAUGACUAGUGAAAACUCACCUAUUUAAAGGGAGAAAUAAGUCCCUCAGUAUCUGUAUUAAACAAAUCCUUCCCUCAUAAAAAUCUGAUUAAGCCAAAAAGAAACUGUCCACUUAAAAAGGAUAUAUUCGUCAGCUUCUAAAUGUGACCACAUAGCAGUUCCACACUUUAAUGUUUAGACGAGGUGGCCCCGAAGACAUGCUGUCCUCCCUUCAAUUACAUUGUCUCCCUGAAACAUCUAAUUCGUAAAGAUGUCUCCAAGCCUGUAGGGUUCAAACCCACUUCUCCUAGUUUCGGGAGCAUACCUAUAAUUGCAAAGUAACUGGAAUUCCCUGGAGGUAUGGAGUAUAGUUCAGAUGUAACUUUUUUUGUUUCCAAGACAGAGAUGGAACAUGUUAGAUCCUGAAACUUUACCCUGUUGACAAAACUUUAGUUUGCAAGGCUGUUGUGAUUGCAAUAAUGUUCAUUCAUCAGAAUAUGUGACUAUAAUAAAUUCAUGCAGUUACUGGAAGCAUUUGUUUUUAAUAAUGUUACAAUUUGCACUUUCUCGCUUAUUAAUUUUGCACAAAAUGAAUUGUUUUGAAAUGCCAAGUGUUGUCUCUUUUAUAAUUAUUUAUGUAACUGUCCUGGUUUCAGUUUGAAAGUUAUAUGUCUAUUUGAUUAUUGUUGUCUUAAAAUGUUGUGCCUUCCACUUGUAAUCAAUCACUCAAACAUUGUGUACCUUAAUAAAACGUUUUUGCAGCU